This is a messenger RNA of Amphiprion ocellaris (clown anemonefish), 1651 nucleotides long. RefSeq lists its product as uncharacterized. NCBI's taxonomy places the organism in Eukaryota, Metazoa, Chordata, Actinopteri, Pomacentridae. The record is from RefSeq and is a predicted model, not a curated record. The transcript is spliced from 6 exons. Bases 241 to 960 code for a protein of 239 amino acids.
GGAUGUAGGAAAAAAAUUAGAAAUUAAAAAUUACAUCGAGGAAGCAGCGCGAGUGGUGGCGGAGCAGCGUCUCUUCAGUGAGCGCUUUACAACUUUUCGUUCUGUUGAUGUUUGAGACAUUUUCUUCGCCCAUUGGAAGCGCUUAAAUAGCUUAAAGCAAUUCCGGCUAUUUAUAACUCCGGAGGCUUUUGUCCUUUUUCUUUCGGCUGACUUUGAAGCUGACAAGAAGUAACACCAAAGAUGCGUUUUCUUGCCGUUCUUGCGCUAUUGUGGUCCCAUUUUUCAAGGGGUUUUCCUGCUCCAGUAGACACUGUCAUCGUUCAGAUCCAGCAGAGGGGAGUGAUGGGAGCUCAGCGCUUCACAGAGCGGGUUCUCGUCAAUGGAGUCUCUGUCUCUGACUUAAGUCAGAGUGUCAGCAGUGUGAUCCAAACCAUGUCGUCUGAUGCGCUCCUUCCAGCUCUUCUUAGCAGCAACAACACCUCAGCACUGAGCAGCCACACCAUCCUUCAUUCUCGAGAAUGCAUACUGGAGGGGUCUCAGCUGCACUGGGCGGACCGUGUGUUUUAUGAUGGCAAGGUCUAUCUGACUCUGGACCACAAUGAUAUAUGGACAGUCCACGAGCCCCAAGCACUGACCCUCAAAAUGCUGUGGGACCAGGAAGUGCAGCGCACAAAGCCAGAGAGGAUAAACCUACAGGAGAGCUGCGUUAGGCUGAUGAGGGAAUUGAGGCUCUCUGAGGAACAGUCAGCUCCAGGGGUUCCCUUGCCUCAGUUUCUGAUCCCAAUCCUGGCAGCUCUGGCACUUACUGGACUAACUGUCAUCAGCCUCUGUAUCUCCAAAAAGAAGGGUUUGAGGCCCCCUGCAGGUGUUGUUGGCUCCAUUAUACAUUACCCCAAGGAUAUGACUGCAGUGGCUCCAGAGAGAAAAGAUGGUUACUAUACCUUAGUUCCAGCUGAAUAAUGGGUUCAUGUUUAAGCCUUCUACCGUGUUUCUGCUGUUAAAUGUCCACCCACUGUUGUAACCCCUCAUUACUCUGUAUUGGCAGUGUUGUUCCAUGAAUGUAACCCCGUCUUUGCUGCCUUACCAAAUGCCUACUGUAAUGCACCAGUGAAAAUACUUGUGAUCUGAAUUAUUUUAUGCACUUUAACAUGCAUGUAUUACACCUCACACUGGUGCUUUUAUUGCAUAUAUUUUAAAUAUUUAUGCAUAUACACAUGCACACACAAACACAGAAAUGUUAAUAUAUUCACUGCCUGCUGUAAUGUACAAAAUUCUUUUUACACAAGUUAUUUUUAUUACUUUUUAGGGCAGAUGUGUUCGCCAGUCAUAGUUUGUGAUCUAAGCUAUUCAAGUAAACAGUUUAAAUAUAAAUGAACAAUGAAAAUGAUCUUGUUCAAUCACAUAGAGUAUCUUAUGCAAGUUAUGGCAAUGUGAGAAAUUAUGUUACGGUUUGUAUAUAAAUCUGUGCUGAAAUUCAGUAUUUGUUUUGAUCAACCAAUCACAGUAAAACUCUGCCAAACACACAGAAUCUUUCUUUUAGUGAAAUAUGUUUUUUGCUGUACAUUCUUGUAAUUGUCUAUAUGUAGUUUUUGCUCUGAUUGCUGCUCAUGAAAUAUUUGCAGAUAAUAAAGAAAUAUUUAUGACAACAUAG